Herpailurus yagouaroundi (jaguarundi) is the source of this 2104-nucleotide messenger RNA. RefSeq names its product thiosulfate sulfurtransferase like domain containing 2 (gene TSTD2). NCBI's taxonomy places the organism in Eukaryota, Metazoa, Chordata, Mammalia, Carnivora, Felidae. Bases 357 to 1844 code for a protein of 495 amino acids. The record is from RefSeq and is a predicted model, not a curated record. The transcript is spliced from 10 exons.
CGUGGGACUGGAAGACCCGCCAGAGCCGGAACCUAGUGCCGCCGGGUUACUCUCGGGCGGUCAUCUUACCCCUCGCCCUUCUCGGUUGUUGUUUAGGAAGGAACGGGUGAUUGCUCUAGUAAUUUUUUCAUUGGUUAUUGGGUACCCAUAUACGUGUAUGUGAGCGUCCCUUGCCCUGACGUCUCCGAUGAGCACCGCACCUACUCAUCUGAUUGCCUUGUUUGACUCUUCUGUCCUAACCCAUUCCUCUGUCAGUCUUAACCAUUUCAGUGAAUGGCACCAUCCAUCUACUUAAUUCAAAAAUGUAGGAGAUAGUUAACUGAAAGGAAUCUGUCCCACUACUGCAACCAAACCAGAUGCCUUCUUUUACUUCACCCGACCAAGGAGAGGACCCGGAGGCCUGUGUUUUAAGAUUUUCAGAGUUAGAUUUAAAAGACACAAGGCUUAUCAAUCCCAGUAGCAGUCUUAAAGCCGAGUUGGAUGUCAGUACGAAAAAGAAAUACUCAUUUGCCAAGAAAAAGGCAUUUGCCCUUUUUGUCAAAACCAAAGAAGUUCCUGCACAUCCUUUUGAAUGUAAAGAAAAAUGGUGGAAAUGUUGUCAACAGCUGUUCAAAGACCGGAUCGGCAUCCAUAGACAUGUGGCAACACAACAUGCUGAUGAGAUCUGCCGCCAGACUGCUUCCGUGUUAAAGCAGCUGGCUGUGACACUGAACACCUCAAAGAGCCUUAAGCCUGCAGAUGAUAGGAACCCUCUAAAAGGGUACUUGACCUGUAACAGGGAAGUGUCCGCUUGGCUCCCUGAUGUAAGCUGCUUUAGCCCUGAUGAGCUGAUAAGGGGCCAGGGCAGUGAUGAAGGAGAGGUUCUACUUUAUUACUGCUACUGUGACCUGGGGGAUCCCCCCUGGGUCUGUGCCUGGCAGACGGCUCUGUGCCAGCACCUGCGCCUCACAGGCAAGGUUCGAAUUGCUACAGAAGGAAUCAAUGGGACAGUUGGUGGAAGCAAACUGGCCACCAGACUCUAUGUGGAAGCCAUGCUUUCCUGCCCAUUGUUUAAGGAUUAUAUGUGUAAGGAUGAUUUUAAGACCAGCAAAGGAGGGGCUUGCUGUUUUCCAGAAUUGCGUGUUGGUGUAUUUGAAGAAAUUGUGCCCAUGGGGAUCAGUCCCAAUAAGAUCUCCUACAAGAAGCCUGGAGUCCAUUUAUCUCCAGGUGAAUUUCAUAAAGAAGUAGAAAAGUUUUUGUCUCAGACAAAUGAAGAACAAAGUGAUACUAUCCUCCUGGACUGCAGAAACUUCUAUGAAAGCAAAAUAGGGCGAUUUCAGGGCUGUUUAGCCCCAGACAUCAGGAAAUUCAGUUACUUCCCUAGCUACAUUGACAAAAAUCUAGAACUUUUCAGAGAGAAGAAGGUGCUGAUGUAUUGUACUGGGGGUAUCCGUUGUGAGCGGGGUUCAGCCUACCUCAAAGCCAAGGGAGUAUGCAAGGAAGUGUUCCAGCUCAAGGGUGGCAUCCACAAGUACCUGGAGGAGUUUCCUGAUGGUUUCUACAAAGGGAAAUUGUUUGUUUUUGAUGAGCGUUAUGCCUUAUCCUACAACAGUGAUAUAGUGUCAGAAUGUUCAUAUUGUGGAGCCCCAUGGGACCAAUAUAAACUCUGCUCGACUCCCCAGUGCCGCCAGCUCAUCUUGACCUGCCCUGCUUGCCAACGACAAGGGUUCACAGCCUGUUGUGUCACGUGUCAGGACAAAGGGAGCGGGCUGGCUUCAAGUCCCACCCAGAGCAGCUUUAGAGAGGAAUGUGAGUGUACAGCCCGACGGCCACGCAUACCCAGUGAGCUGCCACAGCAGGUGUGACUGACUCCCCACCAGCUCAGAGCCAAGGCCUGGCGCUGGUGAGGAUGGGCCGUGCUUACGCGAGUGGCACCAUCAGCAUUUCCCUAGGCCUUCGCAGAGCUAGGUUCACAGUGACCAUACGCUGGAGAACAUCAAAGCUGCGGCAACAGAGAAGCAGGGAACGCCAGCAUCAUAAACUGGGUACCGUGUUGGCCACCUAAACUUCAGUGGGGGGAGGAAAGAGGGAGUUGGGUUCUGCCCACUUACCUGAAACAUUUGAC